UUCACCCUUCAAGGACUUCGUUUGGCGGAACAAAAAUGUCAGGAGUAUCGAAAGAUCAUUUCUUCCUUAUCGUCCAAGGUGCCAGGCAGGACAAAUGACUACAAAACACCUCCAAGCGGACUACCGGCACGGGACGGUGAAUUCCCUCAUCAGGUGCGCGUCGGUCAAUGGUUCUACGAAGAUGAAGACGAUACGGCCUUCAUUUUGCGUUGCAGUGGUGCUCUUAUAAGUGAUCGCUUUGUACUCGUAUCGGGUCACUGCUUCUGGACGAUGGGUGAUAAAACGGUAUCUCUCGGACGACAUGACUACACGCGUAACUCUUCCCUUCCAGAGCUGUUGGUCGAACGUGACGAUCUCAUUCUGCAUCCCUCGUUUGACGAACUGACGAAGUCAUCCUACAACGAUAUUGGAUUACUUCGUCUUAACGAACCGGUCACCUUUACCUCGCACAUCUAUCCUGCCUGUCUGUGGACGGAGGACGAUACGCAACUACCGGAAAAGUUUACUACAACGGGGUUCACGACGGGCAAGUUGGUGAACGACACUCAGGAUACACGAUUGGUUAAGGUGCAGAUGAACAGUGUGCCGAAUGAGCAGUGCACGCGAGAGUACGCUGGAAGUGACUACUAUCCGCAGGGAGUCACUGACGCAUUGCUCUGUCUAGAGUCUCAAGUAGAGUGGAAAGCGUCAUGCGAUGGAGACGGUGGUGGUCUAGUGCAAACGCUUGACGCUGAGUCCGGUGAUGUGUAUCGGCUUAUCGGUAUAGAAGCCAAGGGUCACGAGUGUGACGAGUCGCAUCAGAAGUACACUUACACCAAGGUCCAGAAGCAUCUGGAUUGGAUCGAGAGCGUCGUUUGGAGUUCGUAA
Molecule: messenger RNA, 867 nt
Organism: Anopheles maculipalpis
Lineage: Eukaryota; Metazoa; Arthropoda; Insecta; Diptera; Culicidae
Product: serine protease snake-like
Exons: 3
Biological process (GO): proteolysis
Molecular function (GO): serine-type endopeptidase activity
Source: RefSeq, a predicted model, not a curated record